GUUCUAUUCAUCCUCGCUCCUGGCGCAUGUUUGUUUUCAAGUCUGUCUGAUUGUUGAACACAGAUUAGUCUCAGACAAGAAUACUUAGUUCGACAGUCAAAUUGCUAUUUACAAAGUUGAAAUCUUCUGGAUUCUCCCAAAGAUAUUGUUAUACUGGUUAUCAUGGAUCCGUGCUUGUUAGGUGGAUUUGUUGACUCGCUAAGAAAAGUGGGGAGACUGUGGGGAAGGCGAUCACAUGGUUGUUUGCCACUCUCUGAUCUCCAAUUCCACGCCUCCAACAUAUACGCUAAGCUCUCUCUGCUGACGGCUACAAAAAUCUUAAUGUUUCAUAAAAUACGACUUUUCAUGUGUUUCUGGUUUCUUGCAUGCUCUUAUCCUACUCCACUCUUAGCGCCGGACAAUCAGGGUUCAAACGAGCCGAGGCUUUAUUUUAGCGAAACUUAGCAUGCUACUAUUAUCCAAUACAGCGUCACUGCGUCACUGCGAGAUAUAAUCUACAAAAACAAGAUGACCACGAACGUUCCCGAGCCUAGGCACCAGCCAGCGCAAAAUUACAAAUACGGUUAGUCUAUGAUGAGUCAUGAUCACUACGAACCUGAUAAUGCAACAUGGCGACCAAUGAGGUGAAGAUGUCUUCCCGUCCAAGCACCCAACUGAAGACUCCCAAGGGCACUCGUGACUGGACUAGCUCAGAUCUGAUUCUGCGUGACCAUGUAUUUCAGACAGCCAGCGAAGUCUUCAAACGCCACGGUGGCACCCCCUUAGAUACGCCCGUCUUCGAGCUUAAAGCAAUUCUCGCGGAAAAGUACGGCGAGGAUGCGCGCCUCAUGUACGAUCUGGCUGACCAAGGUGGUGAAAUCUGCUCUCUGCGAUUCGACCUAACGGUCCCAUUUGCUCGAUGGCUGGCUAUGAACAACGUGUCGCAGAUCAAGCGCUACCAGAUCGCCAAAGUCUACCGGCGAGACCAGCCAGCGAUAGCCCGAGGCAGAUUGCGCGAGUUCUACCAAUGCGAUUUCGACAUUGCGGGACUCUACGACCCUAUGAUCGCUGACGCCGAAGUCCUACGCGUCGUUGUUGAGGUUUUUGAGGCGCUUCAUCUAGACAUAACUAUAAAGGUCAACCACAGACGGAUUCUGGACGGCUUGUUUGCAGUUGCAGGAGUUCCGGACGAAAAGAUACGCUCCAUCAGCUCCUCAGUUGACAAAUUAGACAAGAUACCAUGGGCCGACGUCAAGAAAGAGAUGGUUGAUGAGAAAAGCAUAUCGGAUGAAAUCGCGGACAAGAUCGGGGAAUACGUGACACACAGCGGUGAUAUACGCGAGAUGUUACAAUUUCUGAAGUCGGACGCGAAACUGAGCGCAAAUGAGAAUGUGAAGGCUGGCAUCGAUGACAUGAGUCUUCUUAUCACCUAUCUGGAGGCAUUUGGCGUUGUCAGUGAUGUCUCUUUUGACCUUUCGCUCGCUCGCGGGCUAGACUACUACACAGGUCUGAUAUUCGAGGUCAUCAACAAACCACAAAAAAGCAAUGGAGGCGGUGUUCCUGACAGGAGCGACAGCCAGUCCAUCCAGGUUGGUAGCAUUGCCGCAGGCGGGCGCUACGACACCCUGGUUGGUAUGUACGCGAAGAACCCUAUCCCGUGUGUCGGCAUAUCGUUUGGAGUGGAUCGAAUCUUCACAGUCCUGAACUCACAGCCCAAGGAAAACCUUACCCACAAGGUCGAUGUUUAUGUCAUGGCGUUUGGCAGCAAGAAUUCUGAUGGACUGCUGCUUGAACGCAUGUCGGUGGCUCGCCAACUCUGGAACGCUGGCAUAUCAGCUGAAUUUGCUGCAAAGGUGAAACCCAGAUUUGACAAGCAGGUCACAGCGGCGAAGGAUCUACGCCUUGCUGUAAUUCUCGGCGAGGACGAACUAGCAGCUGGUCAAGUCCGGUUGAAGGCGUUGAAAGGAAGCGACGAUGAUACAGCCUCGAAGGACCGCGGGCAGCUUGUGUCCAGAGGGGAUUUAGUUGAAGAAGUCAAGAAGUUACUCGCAUAAAAAUACGAUUGUCAUUGGCUUCCAGCACGGAGACUCUGUGGUGAUAUCUACUCAGUUACCUGAUGAUAUACUUCGUGUUGUCCUGGAUAAUAACCCCAUGAUAGCUCUCUGCUUGCCACCCACUCACCAAUAUCGAUGAAUCGGGCAACUCAAUGGUAAUUCAACGAGCCAAUACAAUUCACAGUCUAUUCUCUGACAAUGCAAUAAUGGCCGAAUUGUGUUUCAACCACAAUACUGAGCCACUACGGUAAGAAUGGCCUGGAGCUGGCGAGAUAGGCUGUUAUCAAGGGUGAAGCAAUAAUUGUACAUUCGGUUGAUCAUCGUGAAUCUCAACAAUCAAGCCAAUAAUUAUAGCGUAAGAUUAUCAAGAUUGAGGGUUACAUGCGUUUAGUUUACUUCCAAGAAGAAGGGUAGAAUAGGUGGGUAUUGACCCACGAACAAUGUUCUUUGAUCCUUUUUGUACAGUUAUUAGUAAUGAAGCAAUCGCGUAG
This is a messenger RNA of Cadophora gregata, 2524 nucleotides long. RefSeq names its product Cytoplasmic and mitochondrial histidine tRNA synthetase. Bases 609 to 2033 code for a protein of 474 amino acids. The transcript is spliced from 4 exons. Gene Ontology annotation, biological process: mitochondrial translation; histidyl-tRNA aminoacylation. Gene Ontology annotation, molecular function: histidine-tRNA ligase activity; ATP binding. The record is from RefSeq and is a predicted model, not a curated record. Gene Ontology annotation, cellular component: cytoplasm; mitochondrion. NCBI's taxonomy places the organism in Eukaryota, Fungi, Ascomycota, Leotiomycetes, Helotiales, Ploettnerulaceae.